Mycena indigotica is the source of this 1956-nucleotide messenger RNA. Its product is annotated as OPT oligopeptide transporter. Gene Ontology annotation, molecular function: oligopeptide transmembrane transporter activity; 2 iron, 2 sulfur cluster binding. NCBI's taxonomy places the organism in Eukaryota, Fungi, Basidiomycota, Agaricomycetes, Agaricales, Mycenaceae. Bases 1 to 1956 code for a protein of 651 amino acids. The record is from RefSeq and is a predicted model, not a curated record. The transcript is spliced from 8 exons. Gene Ontology annotation, cellular component: fungal-type vacuole membrane.
AUGUCUGAGUUCACCCCAAGAGCUGUGGCUAUCGGACUACUCAUUGGUUGUCUGCUUUGUUUUGCCAAUCUUUCUUUUGGUCUUCAGACAGGAUGGAUUUCUAUGAUGAGCCUCCAAAGCGCCCUCAUUGGCUAUCUCGUGUCUCGAAUACUACCCACAGGGCCACUGAGUGCCCAAGAAAUCAUUGUCGUACAAACUACAGCAGUCGCUACUGGGACAAUGCCUUUAGCUGCCGGCUUUGUUGGAAUAAUUCCUUCACUCAAAUUACUUGAUCCUGAACGAGAUGGCUCCGAACCUAUCACUCUAUCUUGGAUUUCCGCCGUCGGGUGGUCUUGCGCCGUUGCCUUCUUCGGGUCGGUACCAUUACCCAACCUCGCAGUUUUGCUGAUUCAUCCGAGCGUAUUUUUAUCUCCCCCGAUUCGAAAACAGGUGAUUGUGAAGGAAAAACUUGCGUUCCCCUCUGGGACCGCAACUGCGCAACUAAUUGCAGUGUUGCACGAAAUUCCACCGCCAGAAACCAGCAUUCGACGACGUCAAGGAUACUCAGCAGUCGAGAAUGAAGACCAAACAGUGCAAGACGAGGUUGAGUCCGAUGAACAGACACCUUUAUAUACUCCGGCGUCUGAUAGUGCACAAUCUGAGAGUUGGAAGGCGUUCGGCUCAAGUUUCAUCGCUGCUGGGACACUUACACUGUUUGCCUAUUUCUUUCCUGCUAUCUUCUCAAUUCCGUUGUUUGGCUCCUAUUUGGCCCGAAACUGGCUGUGGACAUUCACUCCCAGUUUAGCGUAUGUUGGCCAAGGGAUUAUUAUGGGCUUCCCCACCACUGCAAGCAUGACUUUCGGUAUGCUAGUUGGCUGGGGCGUUCUCUCCCCGCUAGCCAAGUUGUCGGGCUGGGCUCCAGGCCCAAUUGGAGACAUGACAGACGGCGCACGUGGCUGGAUUUUAUGGACCUCUUUGGCCGUCAUGUGCGCGGAUAGCCUGGUUUCUUUGUUUCCUGUCCUUGUCGAAUACGUAACCGGUUUCUUUGCGCAGCGGAAAGAGGAAGAAGAGGACUCGGAGACAGUUGAUCGCCUCGUACCCACAAGCUGGGUGAUCAGUGGUGUGCUCGCCAGCCUCAUCAUUGGCACAUUUCUCGUCUGGCUUGUAUUCGGCGAUGAGGGUAUUAGGCCUUGGGCGACUUUGGUUGGGUUUAUUUUCGGUGGUCUGCUUAGCAUUCUCGGAGUCCGCGCGCUGGGGGAGACGGACAUUAAUCCUGUGUCGGGUCUUGGCAAAAUAUCACAGCUGUUGUUUGCUUGGAUCCAACCUGGCAACAUCGUCGCAAAUAUCAUUGCUGGUGGGGUUGCUGAGGCAGGGGCUCAACAAGCUGGCGAUCUUAUGCAAGAUUUGAAGACUGGCCAUUUGUGCGGUGCCUCGCCUCGAGCUCAGUUUUAUGGUCAACUUGUGGGAUCGGCCGUCUCUAUCCUCAUCACCGCGACCGGCUACUCGCUCUAUACUCGCGCAUAUGAAAUUCCUGGUCCCUCUUUCCCUGCUCCAACUGCUUAUGUCUGGCUCAGUUUGGCGCGUCUUCUCCGGGACGGACAACUCCCUGAGAACACAGCGGCAUUCAUGACUGGCUUUGGCGCCAUAUUUGCCCUUAUCUCUGCCAUCAAGUCAUAUGCCGCCCAACGGGAAAUAUCUUGGCAUUUUAUGCUGCCUUCUGGUGUUGCCUUCGCUGUUGGGUUCCUCAAUACGCCAUCAUUCACUAUUGCUCGCCUUAUUGGCGGUAUCGUCGAGCACAUCUACGCAAAACGAUAUGCACGAAGCAAAAACGACAUCAAAUUAAUCAUCAUUGCCAGUGGAUUUGUCUUGGGUGAAGGUGUAGUGAGUGUGGUGUCGUUGUUACUCAAGACUUUCGGAGUCGGCGUGAUAAGCUGCUUUGGGUGUGUUCCGGGACUGUGUGGAGGGUGUCCUGCUUAA